Molecule: messenger RNA, 1061 nt
Organism: Scutellospora calospora
Lineage: Eukaryota; Fungi; Glomeromycota; Glomeromycetes; Diversisporales; Gigasporaceae
Source: the annotation of a GenBank genome assembly
GAUUACGAGCACUUUAUCCUUGUAUUUUGGUAAAUCGACAAUGGUGUCGAAUAGCAAUUCCAAUUCUUUGGAGUCAACCUUUUUUAUUCGAAAAAAAAAGUUAUUUACCAGUUAUUUCAAUGUAUUUAAAAUGUCUUGAAGAUCAUGAUAUAAAAUCGCUUUUAAAUCAAGGAAUUGAUAUUUCGUUAAUGUCUGACUAUAAUAAUCAAAUGCAAUUAGAUGUAGUAAAUAAAAAAUCUAUGUUUAAUUACUUAGGUUUUCUUCGUAUAUUAUAUUAUGAACAAAUGAUAAGUGCCGUUGAAAUUUGGUGCGCCGAAUUAGCUGAUAUAAUGGAACAACAGCAACAACCUGAUUGUGAUGAUUUUAUUGAUGAAGAAAAUAAAGUAACAUUGGUUAAUAAUGCCGAAGAAAUUAUAAUGAAAACAUUAUUACAACUUUGUCAGAAACAUGGUUCAAGAUUAUAUGGUCUACAUUUAAAUCCUGACACGUUAGAUAAAUCGCAUGAUGAAAUGUACGAAAUAUUGUUGACUGAUGAUCGAUUGAAAAAUUUAGUCUCUCCUAUUCGUUCAUUACAUAUUUGCGCAAGAGAACAUUUACAUCUAAGCGAUCUUUGGGCUCGACAUCAUGACGAAGAAAGCGUUUACUCUCUUGGAGAAGCCAUCACUUCGUUAAUAUCCUCUCAAAACGCUUUAGUGUCGUUCUCCCUGACAUCCUGUAAGGCAUAUACUCGUGUAUUUAUUCCACCACUUAAACUACAUUCAUCAACGCUACGUUAUAUAAAAUUCGACAAAGUAAACUUUAAGGGCUGUGAUCCAUGGCAUAGCAUUGCAGAAUGCCGAAAUAUCGAACUUCUUGAAGUAUUUCAAUGUGCGAAUUUGGAGGAAGAGAUGUUUGGACCUGUGACAAAAGCAAGAUUUGGAAACCAAUUUGAAGCUAGGUAUGUGAAUGCUUGUAAUAUUAAUAAAAAAUUUAAAGAUUGGGUUGAUAAAGUUAGUGGAGGAGUUGGCAACAUGUGCGGCGAGAAGAUAAAUAUUGAAAAAGGGAUUUUGGCUUUGCUAAGC